AAUAAUGAUGCACUCAAUCGUUCACUUCAUUACGCCGACAUAGGGAAUCCAACCUUCUACAAAUACAACCAUCCAUGUUUCUUCUUCUUAGACUCUACUUCUAAAUGCACCGAUAACCUUGGAGUUACGUUGAUGUGGGCUUAUGUCCCAAGUUGCCCCAUCUGAUCCGUUUGUAGCCAGCACACCGAACGCCGAAACGCGAGAAUCAUGGCCGACAGUAUCGACUCCAUCGUCAAGGGCGCCCCUCAGCCCGGCCAGGAGAUCAAAUCUCCUCCCAUGGGAACCAGCCCUAUCGGCGUAGUUAAGCCCGGCGACCCUUUGAAGCACACGCCGAGUUCUCCUUCUAUGAUCUAUCUCAACAUGCUGAUCCUCGAAGCCUCGCUACGCUCCCAGUACCUCGAACUCCGAGCCCGACGGCGCAAACACACUUUCUUCCUGAGUCUUCUAUGCCUCUGGCUGGCGGGCUUCGGAUAUGCCCUGUUCUUUGCGCCUCGGGAAGAUGGCAGCGGUGUCGGCGGAUCGGUAUACUGGGUGGUCGACAUGACGGAGCAGGUGUGCUUCAUAAGCGGCAUCGUCACGGGCAUAUUAGUCUGGGCAACCGGCAUAUGGGAACGAGGCAUUAGGUGGCCGCGACGUUGGUUUAGUAUAUGCAACAGAGGUUUACGCGGAUUCAACUGCAAGUUGGUCGUUAUUAAAAGAUCAUGGUGGGUUGAGCUUGUCUCGCUAAUCGGCUUCUUCUUCACCUAUGGCGCAUUCUCUAACAGGGCCGGCCAAUAUCGUUUCGUCGAGCCUUCGAUACUUCGCGAAGUCGAUCGAGAGUUGAACCUCACCCGCAACGAGCACCCACAACUUCCGUUUGUCAGUACAGACGAAGAGAAGGGCGGGCAUGAAGAGGAUCUAUCGCCCGGGGGGGACUACGUCAAACUCCUUUUAUGGCCCAAGCCUUUUUCGCCUAACUUUCGGGAAAACUGGGAGCUCUACAGAAGCGAGUAUUGGGAAAGAGAAAACGAGCGCAGGGCCUUAUUGAGAUCUAAAUUGAAAGCGCGCGAUAGACAACUUGCAAAGCAGCAGAAUGGUUGGCUGUGGUGGUUGCCGGGACAGCCAAAAGUAGAGGACAAGCCACACCUGCACGUCUCGGGAGCAGGAGAUGCGGAGAAAAUGCAACAUCACCGGCCUGCAGCGAUCGGAAAAGAGGGCAAACGUACUAGGAGCGGCAGUAUUCGGCGGGCUAGUAACUCAGCCGGAUCGUCACGAAGCCCGACGCCUCCGAUGGAGUCCGAGGAAGGUGGACGAAGUAGGAGAGGUAGCGUGGCCUCGCUUACUUCGGAGAAGAGACGGAAGAAACAUCUUUCUACUGGCUCCAGACCGAAGAGGCCAGGUGCCGAGUCACGAUCUGUUACACCGGAAUUCACAUCACCGCUUGCCAAGGAGAGCAGUAUCGGUGAUAGUGAGGCGGCGUAGCGGUUAUCGAGAGGCUAGUGGAUCAUGUGUACUUGCUAGUCUAUUUUGGUCCUUUAAUUUAUAGAAAAGUUUCUCAUCUAAAAAGUUUACCCAAGUUUAUGAAGAAUGAGUGUGGCCGUCUUAUGAUACAUUUCACUAUUAGUGUAUCUUCUCCUUACAUCCAGAGCAUACCGAGUACAAAUCUUGCAAAGUCCAUGGCCGAGUUUUCUACGAAGAAAACUAGAAGACCGGUUCAUCAACUUCGUUAUGAUAUGAAAGGCCUCGCAAUUUAUUCGUAGAAAUUGUCUGGGUAGCGUUAUCGAAGUCAGUAAAAUUUUAUGUAUAUUAGACGUACUUAUAUUACGUAUUAUGUAGG
Molecule: messenger RNA, 1816 nt
Organism: Annulohypoxylon truncatum
Lineage: Eukaryota; Fungi; Ascomycota; Sordariomycetes; Xylariales; Hypoxylaceae
Product: Spo7-domain-containing protein
Exons: 1
Coding region: 208-1461 (417 amino acids)
Biological process (GO): nuclear envelope organization
Cellular component (GO): Nem1-Spo7 phosphatase complex
Molecular function (GO): protein phosphatase regulator activity; phosphoprotein phosphatase activity
Source: RefSeq, a predicted model, not a curated record